AUGCCCACCACCACCACCGCCAAUCCUCCUUCUCCUCCCAACACCCACGCCCUCCCCGGUCGUUAUUAUCCCCUGUCCGUCCUCCCACGCGCAGCUUCUGCUCUUGCUCUGGGACCUCUCUGCAAGUCGCAGCAAGAAAAGCAUCGAGAAGCUCUCUCUCUCUCUCUCAGUCUUGCUCUCUCUUGUAUGGGACUACUACUUGCGUACGCCCAACCGAAAAGAUUUCACUCAUUGGUGCACUUUUAUCUCUCUUCUUUCUCUCUACCUACCUCUCUACCUCCCGCCGCCGACGACGCCGCCGCCGUUACUAGUAAACGACUUUGCCUCUUGUCCUUUCCUGCACAAGUUACCGAGUAG
Messenger RNA from Colletotrichum paranaense, 357 nucleotides. RefSeq lists its product as uncharacterized. Lineage: Eukaryota; Fungi; Ascomycota; Sordariomycetes; Glomerellales; Glomerellaceae. The record is from RefSeq and is a predicted model, not a curated record. The transcript has a single exon. The coding region runs from base 1 to 357 and encodes 118 amino acids.